Messenger RNA from Cyclopterus lumpus (lumpfish), 721 nucleotides. It is a transcript of the gene polr1d, whose product is annotated as RNA polymerase I and III subunit D. NCBI's taxonomy places the organism in Eukaryota, Metazoa, Chordata, Actinopteri, Perciformes, Cyclopteridae. Gene Ontology annotation, biological process: DNA-templated transcription. Bases 108 to 452 code for a protein of 114 amino acids. Gene Ontology annotation, molecular function: DNA binding; DNA-directed RNA polymerase activity; protein dimerization activity. The transcript is spliced from 5 exons. The record is from RefSeq and is a predicted model, not a curated record. Gene Ontology annotation, cellular component: RNA polymerase I complex; RNA polymerase III complex.
UAAAUGCAGCGCGACAAAGCCAUGCACCUUCCUUCUUGCCUGUCAGACGGAAGUCAGGGCUGAAAGGCGCCACGUUUGUGUUGACGUCCAGAGUCGGAAUGUGAAGCAUGGCUGUUGAAAGCGAAAAGAAACCUGUGCUGGAGAUGGUCCAGGCCGAUGGGGCUGAUGAGGGGUGUGUGACAUUUGUGCUGCAUGAUGAAGACCAUACACUGGGCAAUUCCCUCAGAUAUAUGAUCAUGAAGACCGUGGAUGUGGAUUUUUGUGGCUACACCAUCACCCAUCCGUCCGAGAGCAAGAUCAACUUUCGCAUUCAAACACGAGGGGGGAUUCCGGCUACGGAGCCGCUGCGGAGGGGCCUGAAUGAGCUCUCUGAUGUUUGUCAACAUGUCCUCAACACCUUUCAGGCCAGAGUCGAAGAGUUCAAAGAGAGGCAGGAGCAGCCGAUGGAAUGAAGAGCAUCACGCAUGUUUGACUGCGAAGAUGCCAGACACAGUUUCUACAAACAAACUAAAGAUGUGUGAUCUUGAUAAGUCCCUUUUUUGUGUAUACACACACACACAUAUGUGUGUGUAUAAGGUCGCUCUGAAAAUAAGUUGAUCAAGUCAUAUUUCAAACACUUGUACAGUUAUCUUAUUUUGCAUUGAUGUGUGACGCAUGUCUUCGUGGAUUUUUGCAACGAUUGGUGGAAUAAAUUGAAGACCUUAAACUUUGUCAAACAAUA